AUGCUUUCAUCCCCUGAUUCUGGUCAUAAUCCUCUCUUGCCUAAAGACAUGGACCCUGUUUUUGGUAAAAACAGAGAAACUGCUUUGUGUGACUGGUGAGAUAAAGACACUAGUGCGCUCAGAGGCCGUCAGAAUAACAGCUAUACACGUGCCUAUAUAUGGCGUACCUGUGUCUUCGCUUCGUUCCCAGUCUCCUUGGGUCCUUUUCUAACGUUUGUUCAAUUUUAUUGCUUUCAUCAGGUACAGAUCAGAAUUAGAGGGGAUGAGAUACUUGAUUACUAUCGUAAUAUUAACAGCAGUAUUGGAAAUAGUCGGUAGUUUUCAUUCUAGAAAAGAACUGGGACGUGGUAACGAUGAAACAGUGACUGCAGAAUCUCUCGAUGCAUUGGAGCAAUUUUGUGAGGGCAGCGAGCGAUGCAAGGUAAGAACUCCACAGGAGCAAAUGUAUAAAAUUCAGACAUUGUAAUGCUGCUUCAUACGUAACAAAGGAAAUGGUGGAAUCCGCAAAGUUAAGUAAAUUAAAGAAAAAUAUAGUAGUCUUAGCUAGUUCAAGCACAAGCAACGUCCUACCACUACUCACCCCCACUCCCUAUGGAAACGGAUGAGCUUACCCAGUCCUCCACGAUCGCCACCGAUUAAUCUCUUUCCGCGUGCUGUUUCGUCGACAUGGCGUUUCGUAGUCGAACCAGCCUUUUGUUUCGUUCUUCUCUCAGCGCUUUUAGAACGGCAGCAGCUAAGAGAACAUUUACUUCUCGUUUCAAGGAAAGUGGGUCCUAUUUUAAAUUCGCUGGACCUGUUCUGAUCGGUGCUUCGGCUGCUACUGCAGGACUAUUUGCUGCAAAUCAAUUGUACAGGAACAAUUUUACCCUCAUUGGAAAUGUUCACGCCGCAACAAAGGUGGGAAUUGUGAAUGUUACAGUCAUUUAUUCUAGAAGUAUAAUUCUAUGCGCGCUUUCUCCUUGACAGCAGGGAUAACUUAAAGAUGUUCUGUACCUGAAGAUUAUUUUCGGUAUCUGAAACGAUAUUGGUCGAGUUUUUACACCCCCUGCAACCCCACUUUUUUUUAGCCUCCAAAAUAUCCUGAUAUUUACGGCCAUAUUUCGUUGAAUUCUCCUAUUAGUACGGUGAUACGACCACCUCCUCUCCUCUUCAUAUAUGAAGAAAGUGCUCACAACUCAAACCGAAAAUUGUUCAAUAAUGGUGAUGGUACUUUGUACAUUAAGUGUAGAAGAGUGUUGGCACCCAGUCAUAACCCAGUUGUCACCCAAUAGAACCUUACCUCACUUUUCAUUCAUAACGUAGAGAAAAUGUCAGGACCUUAGAGAACCAUGAAGAUUACUGAUCACUUCACAUGCACCCCCACCAAUGUCAUCUAUUGCAUAAUUUGCACUUAUGGCAAAAAGUUAUACAUUGGUGAAACAGGAAGACGACUUGGUGACCAAUUCUGAGAAAACCUUUACAACAUAGAAAGAAUGACAAGGAUGCAUCCAAACCAGUCACUAGACACCUAAGUCUCCUUAAUGAUCAUAAGAAGCAUGUGGCCGUCAAGGAUCUUAUAUGUGAACUGCAGUAUAAGAAAUAGGUGUGAUCUUCAUAGCAAUGAACACUGCUAAAGCAGUAAUGAAAGUGACCCUAGAAAAAAAAAAUCCAGGUUUAUGCAUGAUUAGAACCCAUGACCUCGACAAUACUAAUGCAGUGCUCUACCAACUGAGCCGACAAGCCAACUGGGAGCUGGUCACUAUGUUGGUUCUUACUAAACCUUUGAAGUGAUGAAUCAAUGACUGUGAACUCAGUGCAGUUUAAGAAGUGAAUAUUUGCAAGCAAUCUUCACAUUAAUGAAUACUGCCAAAGCAGUAAUGAAAAUAAGGCCUGAAAAAAAUUCAGGCCUGUAUGGGAUUUGAACCCAUGACCUCUGUGAUGCCUGUGCAUGGCUUUCUGCAGCCUUUCCUUAUGUCCAGGUAGUUGGGAAAGCAGCAAACCCUGGAACAAACAUUUAACUUUCAAAUUAGCACUAUUAAUCCCCAUGGUAUCAAGGAAUGCUUUUCAUUCAACUAAUUUGUUCUUGUUCUUCUUUUUACAAGUUCCCAACCCACAAUUUCUCCAUUCAUUCUGAUGAAGAACUAACAUUUGAAAUGUCAGCUCUGAAACUCUUUACAUUAGCCAAUUUACUUUAUCAACUCAGUUGAUAAUACUAAAUUACCUUGAACCUCACCUUAACUAGGUGAAGACCACAAGUUAAGGGGUGAUCCCAGGUGCAUGUGAUCUCACCUUUGGCAACUUUUGUUUCAUACCUCACUGUACUCAGUACUAAAACUGACAUGCUAUCAUAUGGGUAGAUAUUUUGCAAACAUCUAUUUUAAUAAUCCAGUAACUGGUCAAAGGGAGCUCUGAGAAGCUGUGUGUUCUGCUCUUAUAGGUAUACCAACUCUUGUUCAGAAACUUGAUUACAUUUGACAGCAAUUUUUUUGUGUGUUAAGGUUGAAGGCCAAGGUAAAUCAGAGAGAACCUUUAUCAUGGUCAAACCUGAUGGAGUCCAGCGGGGUUUGGUUGGAGAAAUUGUCAAGCGCUUUGAACAGAAAGGAUUCAAAUUAGUAGCAUUGAAAUUUAUGAAGGUGAGAAACAGUGACUCUGUGUUCUUAACUAUAUUUGUUCCAAAUCAAGAGCUUUUGGAACUUUUUGAUGCAAUGCUGUUCUAGCUUGUGUGAGAAUUCUUACCUGAUAGAUGAUUAAGUUUCUGAAUUGAUUACCUUGUUAUGUAUUAUCCUUGACAAAUUUUGAAAUCUUAAUUCUCACAUGAGGAACAAUUUGUGGAUUUUUGGCCAUUAUUUUGCCAUUGAAACUAUUGAUACCACUUGUCACUUAAGAGACCACAAGACUUCUUUUUGUCUACAAAACCUGGGAAGCUGCAACAUGCUUUUGCUAAAAAAUAUUUUAAUUUGGUUUUGACUCUGAUAGGAUAUCUUUGAGCUGAUUCCUUAGUAAAUUUCCUAACAGUCAUUUUGAAUUUGAUUGAAGUGCAAACCAAGGUCACUCACUAUUAUUCUAGAGCAAGGUGUUUUUUCUCUACCAUUGAUUAGUACUGGGAUUACCCCUAAUGCACUGGAAUACUAUAGGCAUUGAGUUAUGUAAUAACAACUCCACACUUUUCUUGCCAUGGAAAUUGAUAUAGUAAACCAUUUUCAUUAAUUUGUGCACUGACUUCUAUGUUUAUUUAAGGCGGACGAAGCCCUUCUGAAGGAACAUUACGCAGACCUUAGUCAUCUGCCAUUUUUUCCAGGCUUGGUGAAACAUAUGUCCAGUGGACCAGUUGUGGCCAUGGUAAGUAAUAAAUAUUUCUGUGGUGGUUAGCCUUAAUGAUGAAAGCUGAAGGUUAAAAUAUUCUAGAUUUAUAUUAAAUCUUACCAAUGUCACCUUCAGUUAAGUAAGCUGUUAAUAAAUUAUCUUUUCAAUAUUAAUGCACUGGCAAACUGACAAGUGAUAAUGAAAAUUUGUAAUUAGUGCUGAAUAUUGUUUGGAUGAACACUGAAUUCUUAGGACUUUGUAGUUAUUGGUCAGAGGAAUUGGCCAUCAGAUCUUAAGAAUUGAACAGCAGAUAUUGCAAGCCAGCAGUUUUGCCACUGCAGCCCCUAACCAUAAUCAAUCAACUUGAGUGUAAUUUUCUUGAACCUAGGAGAAUGCCUAGAUUCUGAGGUCCUCUUAAACCUGCAGGUUUGGGAAGGUCUUAAUGUUGUGAAGACAGGACGCCGUAUGCUUGGAGAAACAGAUCCAGUCAGUACAUUAAAGCUUUUUAUUGUAUCAUAAUCUUUAAUCCUGAAUUUCAAGUUCUCCAAUUAUAUUUUUAUAGAAUACACAAAUUAGUGGUUACCUGCAAGCUCAAAACUAGUGGGAAAAACUAUCUAGUAAAAAUUUAUGAAUAUAAACAUUGUGGCAAAUCUUUUUUUAAUGACUAAAUGAAGGAAAUUUUUUCUAUAGUGCACAUGCAUUUCAUAGCAGUAAGAGAAAAAGUCAUGCAAACUCUAAAUCUCUCUGUAUUCUUCAGGCAAAUUCUUUGCCAGGAACAAUCCGUGGAGACUUUUGUAUCCAGAUUGGAAGGUAAGCUGCUGUAGCCUUACUGAACCCUUGGGCAAUCAAAUUUUUUUUGUAACAUUAUUUUAUCUUUCUUUUGUGUUAUUGAAGUGAAAAAGGUGACAAACAUUUGCUGACAAAUUUUGGAUUAUCAUUGAUGUUGAAGUAACAUUUCAGUCUUUGCCUUUAAUGAUUACCACUACACCUGUAUUUAUCCCUUGACUCUGCAGAAAUAUCAUUCAUGGAAGUGAUUCAGUGGAGAGUGCUAAAAAGGAAAUAAAUCUUUGGUUCAAGAAUGACAUAGUAGAGUGGAAUCUGACAUCAUCUGGAAACAUUUAUGAGUAACGAUUGAUCUGUAAUAACUGGUAGUAAUAAAUUGAAUUCUUCACAAACUUAUUGUGUUGUAAAUCUAACAAAAAACAAAUUAAAUGAUAUGUGCCCAUGUUGUAGCAAUCACACCUUCACCUUGAAAGCCAUUCCACUCUUGAGUAAUUUUUGUUCUCCUGUAGAUAAAGCUAUGUGUCACUAGGUACCUCUUUCUGUUGCUUCUUAUAUCCCAUUUUCACUAAAGCUUAAACAUGUUUUGAAGUUGUUUUGUAAACACAGUUUAAUUUUUUUCUUUGUAGAAACUACUUAACUUAAUAUUUUUUUUACUUAAAUGUAGCACAUUGGAAAUGCAAGUUAACAAGUACUUGAAUCGUAUGGAAUAUUAAGUUUUUCAGCUCUCUGUUUAUGAUUUUCAUAUAGUAAAAACCAGUUUAACAAAAUAUGUUUCAAUGGUGUGAAUAGGGUACUAGAUAAAGAUAACUGACAAACCAGAUAUGCCUGUAGGCUUGCUCUGUACAGUCAGCUAGGCAAUCAGUAAAACCCAAGGAAUAAAUAACUCACCCAUAACACUUCUUUUGGUUCUGUAUUACAGUGCAAUUAAUUCAGACUAUAGCAACUGGAUGAGAGUCCAUUUAAACAACUCCUUUUGAUAUUUUGACUAUUCAAGUUGUAAACACAAUUUGGUAAUAUAAACCAUAUGGGAGGCUCCUCAACAGACCGUCUGUUUUCCCAUGUUUUGUAAUUCAGAUGGUAACCCAUAGUAACUGAAUGCAGAUUAUAAUUCUUUCAUUUUUUAAUCCUAAAAUCUAAAAUAAUGUGCAAUCAUCUUAAAGACCUAUUAGUUCCACAAUCAUCACAGGUCGACAAUCAAGUUGGUGUUUCUUUGCGUGAGAGCUUCAGUUUCAAUGCAUUGAGAUGCAUAAUCACAACCUCGAAAUGCAAGUCCCAUGGAGGGGGAGAGAAAUCAUGAUAAAAAUUGAAGAAAGAAUAUGAGAAUGAAUUCUUCAAAUGUUCAUGAAUAGUUUAUGUAUUAGAUGUACCCCAAACUGAUUGGGAAUGAAUAUCAUUAAUUGAAUGAAACUGUUUAAUUGUCACAUUUGAUGGGUUAGAAGCUAAUGUCUCAGAGGGCUUGCAUUCACAAGACAAGAAGGAACAGAAAAUGGAGUAUCUAUCACUUAGAGAUUAAUGUAGAUUCACACAUUUUCACUAACUUGGACAAAAAGGUUUAUAUGUUGUUAGCUUUAAAACAAAAUUAUUUUACAAAGGCAAAGGGAGUUCAUAAGCACUCCAGGGCACCACUCUCCCUGUAAUGACAGUUAUUAUAGUCUGAAUAAAAAGUUAGAAAAAGGACAACCUGUGAUGAAAUAAUUUAUCAAUAAUAGCACUCGAUGAUCAGUGUUAUACCUGUUUCACCUGUCUAUGCUGAACUAUGUUGUUGGCAUCUAAUUAAUACAAAAUUGUAAUUUGUAAAAAAUAUUGAUUCGAUUCUAUGAUCGGUAAACUUCAUUACUAUCGUAUCUCAAAUCUAAAUGAGGAUAAGGCCAACAGGAUGUGACUGCAUUUGUUAUUCCUUCCUUCUCUCCCCUCCCUCCCCGUCACCUCGGGAGUUUGUUCGAGUACCUUAUAUGGACACUGAACUUUCUUAAAGUCCCAGGGCACGUGGCGCUUAAGACUGUUCUCGAUAAGGAGCUCGUGAUUCUUGCCUCUGCUGGAACUGUUUCAAAAAGUACCCUCUGAACAUGUCGAAAGACGAGCGAACCUUCCUUAUGAUCAAACCAGAUGCUGUUCACAGAGGACUGAUAGCAGAUAUCAUUAAAAGAUUUGAACAGAAAGGGUUCAAAUUAGUCGCCAUGAAAUUUGUCAAGGUACGCUGCUUUUGUGUAAUCCCUACUCAAUGUUUGAUAGGGUAUUUCUUUGAGCGAUAAGUCACGAAAAGUUAUUUUUCAUUCUUUUAGGCAAGUGAAGAACUCCUUAAAAAGCAUUACGAAGAACUGGCAAAGAAACCAUUCUAUAAUGGCCUUGUGAAAUAUAUGGGAUCAGGCCCUGUUGUGGCAAUGGUAAUAAAUUUGAUUGUGAUCCAUCUGUUGAAAUGUUGCUUACUACUUUUCUUCAAGGCUGACUGUGACUAAAGUUCCGACCUUCUUGUAAUCAGUAGUUCUUUUUAUGGUGAUCGCCCGUCUUUUAUUACAACCUUUGAGAAUAAUGUACUCCUAAGUCAGCAACAGCAAUCAACUUACCACAAUGUCUUUAGUUCUCGCAUGUCAUCAAAAUGGAAUUUUUUUUUUGCAGUUUUAAUAAGCUAUGUAUAGAGUUCCUGUUUCACUCAGUAUAUUUGCGAUUAAUUUCGUUCGGUGUGAGUUCGAAUGAACAGUCCUUUGGCGUAAAGGGAGGGACGGAAAGGGAAGGAUGAGGGUCGAACUGAAAGACAAGGUAACCAAAAGAAAGAAAAAUAUGCAAAGAAUUGAGGAAUUAAUAAAUAAGGCUGGAUACAAAUAGAAAUGUUACCCCAGAGAUCAGAAUCUAUCACAAAUUUUGGCAGAAGGAAGAUUGAGGUACAAAGCUCGCCUUGUCAACCUGCAACCCUGAAAAUUUAAUUUAAUUUGAGUGUAUUACCAAACAGACCUCAAUUACUGUUUUAAAAGAUUGUGCUAUGUGGAAAAUGUUUCUUGUUUACUUAAUAACUGAGCUUUUCAACAAUUUCAUCCAGGUGUGGGAAGGACUAGGUGCUGUUUCAACAUGCAGAGCUAUUCUUGGAGAAACAGAUCCAGUGGGUAUUGUUGUGACAAAGGAUGACAAACUGAUAAUGACUAUUGCUCAAAUUACACUUUUUUAAAGGAAAAAUGUAUUGUAGUGAUUUGAUUUCAAUUACUUGCAGGCAAAAUCUAAGCCAGGUACCGUGAGAGGAGAUUUUUCCAUUCACAUUGGCAGGUUAGUGUUCCUUUAUGGCUCUUUUUACUGUUACUUUAACUGUUUUAUUUUUGUUCUUUUUUGGUUAGCACUCUGCAAGUAAAAAAAAAUCAAUUUUGUAUUCUCUGGCAAUAUGUCGUAACUGUUAUUCUUUGUGCUGUACACAAAAUUGAUUCCUUUGUUUUUGUCUCUAGGAACAUCUGCCAUGGCAGUGAUUCAGUGGACACAGCAAACAGAGAAAUUAAGCUCUGGUUUAAAGACGAGGAGCUUGUUGAUUGGGAGCCAGAAAUGGCAAAAUGGAUUUAUGAAUAA
Pocillopora meandrina is the source of this 7611-nucleotide messenger RNA. NCBI's taxonomy places the organism in Eukaryota, Metazoa, Cnidaria, Anthozoa, Scleractinia, Pocilloporidae. The record is from the annotation of a GenBank genome assembly.